AUGUUCCUCGCUUCAUCCGUGUAUACUCAUCCUCCUCAAAAGCCCGAUCCGCCAUGCAGUCUGCGAGUGUGCAGUGAGAUGGAGACAGCGUGGAUCCUCCUCUUCAGCGUCCUCUGCCUGUGUGUGCGUGGUACUCCGCUCUCCAGCCUCAGCCCUCUGCAGGACAGUGAUGUAGUGACUCCUGCUGCAUCUUCUCUAAAUAUAGACAUGGCCAGGACUGAAGCAGGGCACAGGGGACCAGAUCUUGGGACGUCUGCUGGGCAAUGGAGCAGUGCAAAAGCAGUGAAAAGAAUCAGACAAACCCCAAACACAGACGCCACAACGGAGGAGGAUGUUAGUGAAGGCCCCGCCACAGCCAACGACGAUGAGAAGACCAGUGAGGAGGAGUCUCCGGAGACGUGGCUCUCAGCUCUGGGCCCUGACGAUGUCCCAAAGCAAAUGUCCACAAUGACCAGUCUACAAGACAGCCUCAUGUUACCGGCACUAGGACUGCUGCCAAGAGAUGAGGGGUCAGAGAGCGUGUGGACAGAGGCGGCGAGAACCAGCGGAGCGUACAGCACCAGCCCGCAGGCCCAAGACGAGGCCACAGAGAGUACCAUGUCUUUAGAGUCACAACCUCUGAUCUUUGAGCCGCUUGAGGAUGUCUCACCAGAGGAGGCGCUGUCUGACCACACCGUCACCGUGGAGACCGACAGUGAAGCCUCGCCUCCUCAGACGUCUACCACCGAGCUGCAAGGGCCAAUCAGAUCCUCUGAUUCAGCUGGUGCAUCAGACCUUCAGGGGAGUCCACAAAGCCAAACCACAGUGACCAUGACCACGGUUGCCAUGAUCACGCAGCAUCACACCAAAUCCAGAGCCAGGUUCAACCAGAUGGAGUCCGACGAGGACGCAGAUGAGGAUGAGGAGAACUCGGAGGAGUCGGUGGAGGACAGUGAGGAGGUCCAGACAGGAGCCCCAGGCGCCCCCACGCCUCCCCCAUACAACAUCAUCCCUCCUCCCCCUGUGUGGGUCCAGCAUAACCAGGGGCUAAUGCGGAGUUGGGUGGAGUUGAUCAGAGAGAAGGCGGGGUAUGUUUCGGGAAUGCUGGCCCCUGUGGGCAUCGGAAUCUCAGGCGCUCUGCUGCUCGUGGGCGCCCUCUACAGCAUCAGGAUCAUCCACCGCAAGAGACGGGACAGCUUCAAGCACCAGCGCAGGAAGAGCCGGCAGCCAGAGCAGCCUCGAGAGCCCGGUGUGAGUGGUCAGGACCAGGCCAUGUUGCUGGCGGACAGCUCUGAGGACGAGUUCUGA
This is a messenger RNA of Knipowitschia caucasica, 1287 nucleotides long. The record is from the annotation of a GenBank genome assembly. Lineage: Eukaryota; Metazoa; Chordata; Actinopteri; Gobiiformes; Gobiidae.